CUUGGAGAAGAAGUUACCUUGCUGUUUUCUGAAUAAGUUUAGGAUUUUGACACUCUUCGUUGCGUUCAACGCUUCGUUCUUAUUCCUCCCACAUAAACAGCUGCCUUCAACGCACUGCAUGAUGGGAGCUACARAGAGAAAACUAGGCACUAGCAACCAGGAACGCCUGUCGAAAUUUAACUUCCCGCGCAAUUUUGCAAACCAUCGAACAUCCUCGCGAAGAAAUGUUCAUAAAUGCAUCGAAUUAGGAAAAAAAUCGAACAGUUGAAGUAUGGUACAAGUCCUAAGAUUACUCAAGAUAAGCUAGAGGAGUAUGGCUUGGUUGGGAGAGUGCUAAGAUCAUAUCAACUAGAUGGUGUAGGAUUUAUUUCGAAGUGCUACGAUACUGGCCAUGGGUGCAUUCUUGGUGAUGAAAUGGGCCUUGGAAAGACAAUACAGGUUAUUUCAUUACUUAUUAACCUCAAAGGCUCCAAAAAGAUUGAUGGACCAUUUUUAAUUCUUUGUCCUCUUUCUGUGCUGGACAAUUGGAAAUCUGAAUUAAAGAGAUUUGCCAGUCCUUUGAAAGUGCUUACUCUUGUGGGUGAUAAAGAUGAACGUGAAGCUUUGAAGAAUUCAGUACAACCUUCAAUGGGUCAAAGUGACUUUUUCAAUGUUCUUCUGACAACAUAUGAGAUUUGUAUCAGGGAAGUGUCUUUCCUAUCCAAUUUUCAUUGGAAAGUGCUUGCUGUUGAUGAAGCUCAUCGAUUGAAAAAUUCAAAGUCUCUCUUGCAUCAAGAAUUGAGCAUGUUCAAGAAAGACUUCUCAAUAUUGUUAACAGGAACACCAGUACAAAACAAUCUCAAUGAGUUAUACUCCUUAUUAUCAUUUGUGGCACCUAAAAUAUUUAAGGAGGAUUUCCAGGAAGAAUUUGUGGACAAGUUUUCAGACAUUAAUAGYUCAUCAGGAAAAUGUGCAGACCURCAAUAUCUUUUGUCACCUUUUCUUCUUAGACGAGUCAAAUCAGAAGUAAUGAAAGACCUUCCUCAAAAGACAGAGGUGAUACUUUAUACGGGGAUGACUGACCUACAGAAGAAAUACUACAAGGGUAUUCUGACUAAAGACAUUGGUAUGUCAAUCAAUUAUAAUAUGUAUGAUAGUCAGUUUGUCCAUCAGAAAAUUGUCUUUCAGUCAGUCAUUCUGUUAUUGAGGUGUUUAUUUGUCCAGUCAGUCAGUCAGUCAGUCAGUCUGUUGAUUUAUUGGGUAGCCCGUCAGACAACAGUUUGUCAAUGUAAGUUGGUUCAGUGUAGUCUGUCAGUAACUAAAGUCUGUUAUUUUGUCAGUGUGGUCUGUCUGGUCUGUCAGUCAAUCAGUAUGUUGGUCUCUCAGUCUGGUCUGUCAGUCAAUCAGUACGUUGGUUUCUCAGUCUGGCCUGUCAGAAAACUUUGUGUCCUGGACAAACUUUUGUCGUUUUUGCACAAAAGGGAYCAUAAAGUGUUAAUGUUCUCUCAAAUGACAAGAAUGCUAGACAUCUUACAAGAUUAUCUUGGAUACAGAGGAUUUACGUACGAACGACUUGACGGUUCCGUACGUGGAGAAGAACGAUAUCUUGCGAUACGUAMCUUUAACGAGAUGGACGAUACGUUUGCGUUCUUGCUUAGUACUAGAGCUGGUGGACAAGGACUUAAUCUGACGUCUGCAGAUACCGUGAUCUUUGUUGAUAGUGACUACAACCCACAAAAUGAUUUACAGGCAGCGGCAAGAGCACAUCGACUUGGACAGACAAGGCCUGUCAAGAUCAUUCGUCUAGUGGCGCGAAAUACCGUGGAAGAAAUUAUUUUGARGCGAGCUGAUGACAAGCUAAGGCUCACUAAUAAUGUCAUAGAGGGAGGUCAGUUCUCAAGCAUCGCUCAARGUUUAAACCAAAUUGCAGAAACGAAUCUACAGCUUGGCGAUAUAUUGAAAUUUGGUUUGGAUAAACUUUUUGACUCGGAUGAAAAUGUAAUAACAGACAAAGACUUUGAAAGAAUUCUUGGUAAAAGCUCGAAUGGGAAAUGGGUUGUAGWGGAAWCGACAGCGACCAAAGACAUAGCAGAAGAAAAGUCUAGUGAAACCGAAGGUACAAACAUGUAUGUUUACGAAGGUCAUGACUAUUCCAAGGAAACAAGUGACCGCGAUAAAGAUGCUUUUGAUAAAAUGGUAAAAGACAUGCUCGAAGAAGUAACAUCCUCAGAAAGAGCCACACGCAGCGUUKCAAAGAUUUUGCAGCCAAGUAUUUUAAAUUUACCUACACGGAAAAGAAAAGUGUUAACUGCAGAAGAGUUAGAAGAACGAAGAAAGAAGAGAGAGGAAAAUGCUGCAAAAAGAGAAGAAGCAAAAAGAAAGCGAUUGGAACUUUUGCGGAAAGAGAACAAUUACAAUUCUCUUAACAUCACCCUGAGCGAGGACGACGAGGAAGGUUCAGAAGAAGAAUUAACUGACGAAGAAGAGGAACGACAUGGCAUUCAGUACGUCAAAGGAGACGUUACUCAACCKAUAAAUAACACAGGAAACCCAGCCAUCAUAGUGCACUGUGUUGACGAUUCAGGGCACUGGGGAAAAGGUGGACUUUUUACUGCUAUUUCACGUCGCUCGUCUUCAGCUGUGCAAAGUUACGAAUUGGCCGGUGCCAUGGAAGAUCUUCAUACCGGAGAUGCUCAUCUUAUACCAUUUGACGAAGACCAACAACAAAGACAGCAAARCUAUCUUUCGUUGAUUGUGGCCCAAACACGUGACAARCACCAUCGUCUUUUACCGAUGAAUUUAUCCGCGUUAAGCGAAGGCCUUGAACGAGUGCACAAAGCUGCCAAGCAAUUAAGCGCCACCGUUCACCUUCCACGUAUUGGUCACACAACGCCUGGUUUCAACUGGUACGGCACUGAACGCCUUAUAAGAAAACACCUUGCAUCGAGAGGAAUUCCUACUAGCAUAUAUUAUUAUCCACGUAAACAAGAAACCGUGAAAAAGAGACCAGAUCUCUCGUCUAGCGGUAGUGACGCGUCCGAUGAUAACGAAGGAACUUCGGCAAUGCCUCGACGGAAGCCGAAAAAACCUAGAGUUGCGUCCGACCUAAGUGAUAACUCGUCCGAUGAAAGCGAAGGAUUUCCAAAAGGAUCUCGUCGCUAUGGGAAACAGCCUCGAGCUAUGUCCGAACUCAGUGAUAACUCGUCCGACGAAAACGAGCGAUCCUCGGCUUCUCGUAAACUAUCGAAACAGCACCGAUUAUUUUCCGAAUCAAGCUCGUCGUCACUACCCGACUUCUUCUCUGGAGUACGAAUUUACUUUAAAGACGUUCCUGAAGAAAAUAUGAAGACAUUUGGUCGUUACGUGAUUGCUUAUAAUGGAGAUGUAGAGAGCUUACUGUGUGAUGACGUAACACAUAUAGUUUGUGAUGUCAAGGAUCCUCAAUUGAAAGGACUCGAUAAAGAUGCAAUAAUUGUCACCACAAGAUGGCUAGAAGAUUGUAUCAAGAAACAACGCUUGUUGGAUACCACAAAGUACUCAUUAAAGUAGCAAUGAGUUCAAUGAUAUUAUCUUAUUUACCAUAGUACCACAAAUCAAACGUCUAGAAGGGUUACUAAUGUUUUUCAGGUAUAUUUUUUUAUGCCGCACUGACAACUAGUAAUAGAGCGUUAUUUUAAUUUGUUGCUUAAAAAGCCAGUAAGAUUGUUUCCGUGUUUAUAAACUUUAAUUUCAAUAAGGAAAAUAGUACUUUUACAAUAUAAUCUUCCAUAACUCUUAGUAAUUUAAUAAGAAAUAGAAAAAAUAUUUUCGCAAGUUUGGGCAAAGUCCAGUGAGAAAAAUGUACAAUGUUUGUACAUUUUCUAAUAUUGUAGAUAUAAAAUACUAAUGCUAACCUCACUGACGUUCUUUAUUAAGAUCUUUAGAAAUAGCGCCUUGUUUUUCGGCUAAAUAAUCUUGAAUAUUUUAUUAAUAUGACGUCAUCAUUUUAGGACUUUGCUCAUAUAUGGUCGCAAGGGUUUUAUUUAGUUUUGCAAAUGGUCCAAAAAUAACAAUAGCUGUGUUCUGGUUCCUUCUACAGUAUAUGAAGGGUGAAUAUUGUUUUCAAAUUAUACAAAUCGUCCACUUAUUGUAGAGUUAUACUUUCAAAGUAGAUACGGAUAUAUAUCAGGGUUGUUUUCAGGUUAUUCAAAGGUCAAUUUUAUACCUCGUGGUGCAAGGGCGUCCGGGGAGUUGAAAGACUGGUCAGUUCCCCGGUGCAUUGCAUUUGUAUCAAAUAAAAAGAGUUAGAUUAUCACGUGCAACUCUCGAUGCCAAAGCGAUGUGAGCUCUGAUUUGAAAUCACUAUUGUGAUUAUUACAUUAUUCAACCUGAUCUCGAAGAGAGUCGCCAUGUUGAAAAUUACUUUAUCUUGUUGGGCUGUUGGUCAUGUUUUCCAAAUAAAGCGACAUUAUAGAAUUUUCGAGAGCUCUGAGCUCAUUACAUAACCCAAAUAAGCGUACGGACUAAAGAUGGCAAAUAAAUAUAUACACACAAAAAAAUAAAGCACUUUUAUUUUUAAA
Molecule: messenger RNA, 4538 nt
Organism: Exaiptasia diaphana
Lineage: Eukaryota; Metazoa; Cnidaria; Anthozoa; Actiniaria; Aiptasiidae
Product: chromodomain-helicase-DNA-binding protein 1-like
Exons: 31
Coding region: 235-3528 (1097 amino acids)
Biological process (GO): DNA repair; chromatin remodeling
Molecular function (GO): ATP binding; ATP-dependent chromatin remodeler activity; DNA helicase activity
Source: RefSeq, a predicted model, not a curated record